AUGUCGGGUCCAGGAGGACUGAUACCACAAAUUGGCGAAGUGGUCUACGUGGACGAGGCGUCGGUCGUCCCUAUGACCAGUGCUGCUCUGAACACCGGGGUUGAAUCCUGCUCUUCCUCCUCGGUCACUAGAGGCUUGGCGUUAAACUCUCAGCAACUGAUUCGUCCCACUCGGCAGCACUUUUCCGAUACAGAAACUCGUCUCCUAGUCGACAUGGCCAUUGACAAUAGGGAGAUCCUACGGUCUCGGGAGGAGGGGAGUGUUGGUAGUAACCGCGGCAAGCACUUCGUUGAAGGUCUAUGCCUCCUCUCUUCAGCGCUGCGCGACCAGCUGUACCAGAACAUUGCAGCUGCGAUGUCUGGAUUGAACCCCAAGGCGAUCCCGAAGACUGCAGGGCAGAUACGUAAGAAGUUGGACCAAAUGAUAUCGAAGGCCAGGAAGCUCCUGGACGAGCACCAGGAGGUCGGCUUCAUCCGGCAGAAGGUCCCACCACCGCUGAUGAAACUCGCCAACGAAUACGUGCUGUGGUCGCAAAAGCACUGGCCUCGGUAUUCAGAGUUCCUCCCAUGGCAGGAUCAUGAUAACACUGUGCAAGGUCCGAAUGGAGCCUACAACCUGUCUCCAACGGCUCUGGUUCACCCCACUUUUAAGGACACACAAGCUCCUGGUACUGGCCCUCGAGGUCCGACUAUCAACACUCCUGGUGAUGGUAUGGAGGCCACAGUGACGGCUCUUCAGAAAGAGCUGGUUCGUCUGGACUGCGAGUUGCUGUCCGAGAAGAUUCUUCUGGUCAACGCGGAAGUGGUGAACUUGAAGAGUCAAAUAGCCAGGCGACGUCGACUGGGGAUUCCCGAGGCUCCAGACCCUGCGUUGGAGUUCGCGAAUACCUUUGGUGAGUGCCCCGAGUCCGCGUCAGUACUGACGGAAAGCGCUAUGGCGAAAGCUGUGCAAUUGGCGGCCAAAGCCGUGGAGGAGCUGCAAGAGCAGCAGGCUAAGAUGAAUGCUGCUGCCAUCGCUGCUGCUACCCAGGCGAGCCCGGCUGAUGGGAAAUCUGAGAAUGGGGACUCUUGUGGACCAGAAGUUACUGAAGAGCAUGAGAGGACCAGCAAUACGAUGACGCUACAAGGAACUGUCCAAGGAGUGAUCCUUCCAUGUAUGGCUAACAUCCUAGGGGUCCUCCUCUUCUUACGACUACCAUGGAUAGUUGGUCUAGCCGGUAUAUGGCAGAGCUUCGGGGCUGUCCUCUUGGGCUGCACCUGUACCUUCAUUACAAGCCUGUCCCUGUCGGCAGUAGCGACCAACGGCACGGUCAAAGCUGGCGGCAGUUACUAUCUAAUCUCUCGCUCACUUGGACCAGCUAUUGGUUCGGCAGUCGGCCUCAACUUUUUCUUGGCCAACGGCAUCGGCGCGGCCAUGUACAUCAUCGGUACAGUAGAGGCAUUCGAGACGGGAGCUCCCGGGGCUCAGCCGGCAGCCGUAGUUGCCAACGUUAGAAUCGCUGGCCUGAUAGUCCUGGCAGUUGCCGCGUUGGUUGUUGGUGCUGGUCUGAAGUAUGUCUCCAAGGCGGCAACGCUAUUUCUGGCCAUGGUCCUUCUCGUCAUACUGUGUAUGUGUUCCACUCACUCCCUCCGGGUUGUUUUUUCUCGUGUUAGGUAUGGCACUCGGGUGCUUUAUUGGUCCCACCGGUCUCACCCGCGAAAUCGACUUUGCCUAUCUACAAGACCCGGCCAACGCUGCAGCGGCACAGUCCUGAAUCAUACCUGGGUAAUCGAGCAGGGCUUCACAGGUGUGUCUAGCAGGUCGGCUCGUAAUGUGCAAUUCGAACCUCUUCGAGACACCAGUUCUGCCAGGCACUAUAGUGACAAUGCUGGCUCCGAAUAUGAUGCUUUCCAGACUGCCUUUCCACUGGACGCCGGGACUUCCUGGAGCUUCUUCGCUAUGGUAGCUCUUUGGUUCCCAGCAUGUACCGGGAUCAUGGCUGGCAGUAACCGCAGUAGCGAGCUGAAGGACCCGAAAAAGUCUAUCCCCACUGGCACUCUAUUUGCGCAGCUGAGCACGUCCGUUAUCUACCUCGUCUUCUGCUUCCUGUACGGGGCAUCGGCCGAUCGGAAGCUCCUCUUGCACGAUCGCUUCUUCGCGAGUCGGUCACUCAUGGGAGGCCUCCGGGAUCAGCUUUUCUGCCAGGCACUAGUGCGCACACUAGGGGCGGCCCUGCAGUCUCUCACGUCAGCGACGAGGCUCCUCACCGCGAUCGCUACCGAUGGUAUGCUGGCACCGUUCUUGAACAUCUUCUGUCAACGCGAUGGGAAGGAGCCCUACCCUUCCCUCGCACUCGCCACUGUGAUCUGCAUGUGUGCGAUACUGAUAGGCGAGAUCAAUGCCAUAGCGCCCAUUCUCACCAUGUGCUUCCUCAUGUGUUACCUCUGUGUCAACAUAAGUUGCUGCCUACUGCACCUACUCGGUGAUCCAGACUGGCGGCCUUCAUUCCGCUACUAUCACUGGACUGUUUCCCUCAUUGGCGCAAUACAGUGUGUGGUGUUGAUGGUGGCGAUCUCCUGGUUGGCUGCUAUCAUCGCCUUUGCAUUCGCUGGAUGCGUUUACAUGUUGGCUCAUCAUAAUGCUCGAAACUCUAGCGGCGGGGACAUCCUUCAGGGACUUCGAUACCGUAUCGCACGGAACACCUUGAGUUGGAUGAACAGUGACACUUCGAAUGCCGAGGCCUGGAGGCCCCAGCUUCUCGUCCUUACCGGUGUCACCGUGGACCAUCCCGAGGCAGGCUCUGAGGGAUCCGGCGUGGAGCUGCAUCACAUUCACUUAGUCCACCUCGCCAACCAAUGUUUACUGCAGACCUCAGGUCUUGGCGCAUUCGAGCCUAAUGCCGUGCUCGCUAGCUGGCCUCUCCUCUGGCUGGCCGAUACUGAGAUCAGGUGUGUGCUGGCAUACACCUUCAUGCAGUUCAUGCUCAACUGCGAGGUCCUCAAGAAGACUGUUAUUCUGGCUAAGAACUUCGAGGGCCUACAGCUCAACGAUAAGCAGGUAGCAAGCCCCAUCGGCCGAUGGCCCGGUAUGGCCACUCAGCCCUCAGGGACUACCAUGGACGUUUGGUGGAACAUCGGCGACGGCGGCUGGGGUGUCAUGCUCGCCUACCUAUUCCGUAAACACCCGGUAUGGCGUGAUUGCAGAAUACGGGUAUUCCACAUAGUCGACAGUCUCACCGAGCAGGAGGCUGAAGCCGACUUGGGCGCAGUUAGAUUGACGAUUCAGGAGUGGCUCAAACAUAACAGGCUUGACAAUUUCAUUUCUGACGUUCAAGUUAUCAAUGUGCGCCGUCGCCGGCAUGAAUGGCGUGGACCGUUGAGCAGGUCGAAUUUGGAGGCGCAGAAUGGUCCUCCCAAGCCACCGUGA
Perkinsus marinus ATCC 50983 is the source of this 3405-nucleotide messenger RNA. RefSeq lists its product as hypothetical. Gene Ontology annotation, molecular function: potassium:chloride symporter activity. The record is from RefSeq and is a predicted model, not a curated record. Gene Ontology annotation, cellular component: membrane. Bases 1 to 3405 code for a protein of 1134 amino acids. NCBI's taxonomy places the organism in Eukaryota, Perkinsozoa, Perkinsida, Perkinsidae. Gene Ontology annotation, biological process: potassium ion import across plasma membrane; chloride transmembrane transport; cell volume homeostasis. The transcript has 26 exons.